Syngnathus typhle (broad-nosed pipefish) is the source of this 3255-nucleotide messenger RNA. It is a transcript of the gene gna13b, whose product is annotated as guanine nucleotide binding protein (G protein), alpha 13b. Gene Ontology annotation, molecular function: GTPase activity; D5 dopamine receptor binding; guanyl nucleotide binding. Gene Ontology annotation, biological process: adenylate cyclase-activating G protein-coupled receptor signaling pathway; Rho protein signal transduction. NCBI's taxonomy places the organism in Eukaryota, Metazoa, Chordata, Actinopteri, Syngnathiformes, Syngnathidae. The transcript has 5 exons. The record is from RefSeq and is a predicted model, not a curated record. The coding region runs from base 48 to 1184 and encodes 378 amino acids. Gene Ontology annotation, cellular component: heterotrimeric G-protein complex; brush border membrane.
UGCACUCAGUCUUCCUCGUUGUGUGCAUCGAUGAAGUUGUUUCAAAGAUGGCGGACUUCCUGCCGUCCCGCUCUGUUUUAUCUGUCUGUUUCCCAAACUGUCUCCUCACUAGCGGCGAGGCAGAGCAGCUGCGGAAAUCUAAAGAGAUAGAUAAAUGUCUUAUUCGAGACAAAACAUAUGUUAAAAGGCUAGUUAAAAUCCUUUUACUUGGAGCAGGCGAGAGCGGUAAGUCUACUUUCCUCAAGCAGAUGCGCAUUAUCCAUGGGCAGGACUUCAAUCAGAGGGCCAAAGAAGAAUUCAGAGCAACUAUUUACAGCAAUGUUAUUAAAGGCAUUCGAGUUUUGGUGGAUGCUCGAGAGAAACUUCACAUUCCUUGGGGCAACUUGUCCAAUCAACGCCAUGGAGAUAUGUUGAUGGCGUUUGACACUCGAUCUAUGGUGGCCCACGGCCACGGUAUGGUGCAACCCAAAGUUUUUCAACAUUACUUGCCAUCAAUUAAGGCCCUAUGGGAUGACCAGGGAAUCCAGAAUGCUUAUGACCGUCGCAGAGAAUUUCAAUUGGGGGAGUCAGUCAGGUAUUUCCUGGACAAUUUGGAAAAGCUUGGACAGUCGGACUACCUCCCGAGCCAGCAGGACAUCCUCUUGGCCCGAAAACCCACCAAGGGCAUCCACGAGUACGACUUUGAGAUUAAGAAUGUGCCUUUCAAAAUGGUGGAUGUAGGAGGUCAGCGUUCAGAGAGGCGGCGCUGGUUUGAAUGCUUCGAUUCCGUCACGUCCAUCCUUUUUCUUGUCUCCUCCUCGGAAUAUGAUCAGGUCUUGAUGGAAGACAGGCAAACCAACCGUCUGAGCGAGUCCCUCAACAUCUUCGAGACCAUCGUCAACAACCGAGUGUUCAUCAACGUCUCCAUCAUCUUAUUCUUGAACAAGACGGACCUGCUGGAGGAAAAAGUCAAGCAGGUAUCCAUCAAAGACUACUUUGGCGAGUACUCGGGCGACCCCAAAAGCCUGGCGGACGUCCAGGCCUUCUUGGUGGAGUGUUUUCGCAAAAAGCGGCGAGAGCAGCAGCAGAAGCCUUUAUACCACCACUUCACCACCGCUAUCAACACUGAGAACAUCCGCCUGGUCUUCCGCGACGUUAAGGACACCAUCCUGCAUGACAACCUCAAGCAGCUGAUGCUGCAGUGAAGGGAGGAGGGAGAGGAGGAGAGAUGGACGAGUGCACACCACCACCUCUUAACAUGGACCAGAGGAAGAUCUUCCUUAAGCCGCCCGUCCGUCCGUCUCCCUCCACCCAUCCCUCCUCCUUUCUUGACAGUGCCCCCCCCCCUUUAUUAUAGACUGAAUCAAAGCCACUACUACUACUACCAAGAAUCCUUUUUGCCUCUUCUUUGCCUUAUUCAGCAGAUUCACUGUGACUGCCCACUGGCCAACAUGAACCCUUCCAACUACUGUAAAUGACCUUUACCCCGCUCCGAUGCCUCUCUUUAUUUCCGCUCAAAUUCUCACACUGUGCUGCUUUUUUCUGUUCCUAUGCUGCUUUGAGCACUGUCGAAAGGGAAAGGCCUUGUUUUGUGUUAUCACGGCCGCCGAGGGCGUCUUGCUCGUCUUUUCGGAACCGCCAUUUAUUUCCACGACGAGUCUGCUUUCUGACGCCACUCGAUUGCAUCAUAUGGGCUGGUCGGAAGAUUUUUGAUGAACAGGAAAUAGGAGGGCCCUAUCCACCUUCAAGCCACAAUCUUCCGUAGCGUAGCUUCUAACCAUUUAAGUUCCUUUUCCUAACGCCACACACAUAUAUGUAUGUAUCUAUGCAUUUUGCGUUAACUUAUAAUAUAUAGAGUUUACACUUUUGAUUUGUAACUGCUGUUGGACCGGUGUGGGCUUCUGUUGAAACAGCGCAGACACAACCACUUGUCAAACUGUCCAGUGCAGAUUUGUUUUUUCCUGAUUUUGCUGUUUCUCAGGGCACUUUGUGAACCACUUCAUUCUGAUUUGAAGCCAACCGUUUCUCAUGCCUCCAGUUGUUUAUGUCCUUGUGGAAACAAAAGUUCAGCCUUUGCAUUCACCCCGUUAUUAGUAUCAAUUUGGAUUGCUGGCUACUUAAUGUGCACAUAGUCAAGUCAUGCAGUGAAAUACCGGUUCUGUUUUUUUUUUGUUUUUUAGGGGACCAAUGUGACAUGACAUUUCAGGACCAAGGCCCACUUUUUUGGGUUGUCUGUACUCUACAAAGGUCAUCAUGCCGUGAGGAAAAGCUUGCUAGCUGCGACUUUGGCUUAGUUGUAUGCCUUGGGUCACAUGACCCCUUGUUCCUUAGCAGAUGAUGAUGAGCUCAUCUUUUCGAUGUCUGUCUGACCUUGAAAUGUUGGCCUUUUUUUUUUUUUAAUAUGGCCUUAAACUUGUGAAAAGGAAGGAAAAGCUAGAUGCUGGUUGAAAGUGUUCUGCAACUACACGAAGGUAAAAUUCCCACAUUGUAUGUGAACAUCCAAGACUCAAGUUUGCAUCUUGGGUCAGUUUGAAAUGAAGUGAAACGCAAUUCAUUCUAAUUAGUAAACUUGUCAAAAAUCCAGCCCGAGUGAAACGACCACCGUCGUAAAAGUUUUAAUCAACUGAGGUUGUUUUUGUGACUUUUCAUGCAUGUUCCCCAAAUAUUUUGAUUAUUUUAGAAAUCUGGGGGUUCCACUGUGACUAGUUCGAAACAAAUGACAUGGUCAAGAAAAUAAUGCACAUCAUUUUAAAAUAUGAUUGACUAGUCAAUAAUUUGUUUGUGUUCCAGACUGAAACAUAAAUCUUUCUUUGCUUGAAUGUUUGCAUCUAAAAAUGGUUGUGAAAAUACAAUGCACAAAGAUGCAGCUUGGAACAUUGUUGUACUGGUACUGAGAAUUGAGGUCAAGUUAUCGUGUGAAGACAUAAUUAUUUAAAAAAAAAAAAAAAAAGAUUCAAAUUCCAGAGGGGUUGGCAUCUUUGUUGUUUGAUCAUUGGAAUUUUUUUUAGCUGAAAGUCCCCCCCCCCCCCCCCCCAUGCAGGCUUCAAGCCAGGAUUAUUUUUUCUUUUCUCAAAGCCCGACAACCAUCCACCUUGUAAAUAUGUUUUUGUCAUGUCUUAGCCAACACUUUGUUGACACCUGAAGUUUAGUUUGAACGUGCUACUUGAUGAAAAUGAUGAGUCAAUAACAGUUAUGUUAGGAUUUUAAUUAAAAUAUCUUCUAUUUCAUUGUGAACCAAGGUUCCGCUGUUUUACCGUUAAAAUUUGUAUCAUCCUG